This is a messenger RNA of Meloidogyne enterolobii, 534 nucleotides long. NCBI's taxonomy places the organism in Eukaryota, Metazoa, Nematoda, Chromadorea, Rhabditida, Meloidogynidae. The record is from the annotation of a GenBank genome assembly.
AUGUGGAUGUUCCUUUCGGACUCUGGGGAUGUUCCCUUCGGACUAUGGGGAUGUUCCCUUCGGACUAUGGGGAUGUUCCCUUCGGAUUGUGGAGCUGUUCCCUUCGGACUAGGGGAUGUUCUUUUCGAACUAUCGAGAUGUUCCCUUCGAGCUUCGAUGUUCCCUUCACACUAUAGAUCAUCCCUUCGGACUAUUGAUCACCCCCAUUAAAACUCUUGACCCCCCUCCCCCUAACUAUAAAAUUUCUUUUGGUCACUUCGCCCAGUUCUAGUUGGUCAUUUCAUUCUCUCCCACCCAUUUUUCUUCAUUUUCACUUUUUUUUCAUUUUCUUUCUUCAGUGUUCGUCCUGUCCCUCCCCCACCCCGCAGCGUUUCGUCGCUCUCAACAAAAUUUUUAUUUUACAUUUUUUUCUUUUAUUUCACUCUCAUUUCACUUUUCCAAAUGUCCACUCCCUCCACCACAUUUUCAAUCCCCCGAAAAAUUAUAAAAAAAAAGCCCCCACAUCCCCCCACACAUCCCCCUUUGAGUGGACAG